Molecule: messenger RNA, 1029 nt
Organism: Myotis davidii
Lineage: Eukaryota; Metazoa; Chordata; Mammalia; Chiroptera; Vespertilionidae
Gene: ZBP1
Product: Z-DNA binding protein 1
Exons: 6
Coding region: 1-1029 (342 amino acids)
Biological process (GO): positive regulation of type I interferon-mediated signaling pathway
Cellular component (GO): nucleus
Molecular function (GO): DNA binding; double-stranded RNA adenosine deaminase activity; RNA binding
Source: RefSeq, a predicted model, not a curated record
AUGGGUGUUUUGCCUGACACAUGCGGGCACCCAGUGGUGCUCAUGACUGUGACUGGAAACCUUGAGCAGAGGAUCCUGCAGGUGUUGAAGGGCGCUGGCACCCCUGUGAAGGCUGCCCAGCUGGAAAAGGAAUGCCAAGUGCCCAGGAAGGACAUCAACCGUGCUCUCUACCGGAUGAGAGAUAAGUUGCAAGUGGAUCGCGAUGACUCUGCGAAAUGGCGCUUGAGAGAGGGUGGGCCUGGAGAAAUGGUUCCCACAGAGCCGGCCCGGCCCAGCCAUGGUAACCUGCCAACCUUGGGUGGGGGUGGUGUACCCAGCACCAGCAGUCCUGGCAAUGGACAAGCCUGGCCUCCCACAGAGCUGCAGGAACAGAUCUUAAGGUUGCUGGAAACCAGAGGGCCCCAGAGGGCCUUGAGCAUCGCCAAGUCCCUGGGGAUGAAGACGUCAAAGGAUGUCAACCGAUACCUGUAUGCCAUGCAGGAAGAGCACCUUCUGGACUUGGACAAGAAUUCAAAAACAUGGAAAAUUUAUCAACCAGGGACUCCCAGGGCCCCCCCCAUCAUUUACCAGCAAAGCCCUGUCAUGAUCUGUCAGAACGCACCCCACAGCCACAUCUCCAUCCAGAACUCCGAAGCCGUCCAGAUUGGACACGGGAACACCAUCGUGAGACUAACGGCCCCUGCGGAGAGCGGCUCCAUGGCUCCCGGCUACCUCCCUCUACCACCAGCAGCGGGUCCCUUGGGUCAGGAUCCCCCGGCUGGAUCCUGGGGGCCGCAGGACGUCCGCAUAGACAGUACUGUGCUCAAAUAUGUGCAGCUGGGACAAGGCAACAAGAUGAAAGUGCACACCACCCCGGCCACGGGCGCUGGCCACAGCCCCCCAGCGCCCGGGUCCAGAGCUGCGGAGCCCAGAGGCAAGUUCCCAGAUGGCGCUGGUCGUGCUGACCCCGACAUGUCCACGUUCACCUCCCACCUGGAAGCCAUGACUCUUCACGACCGGGAUCCAGAGGCCCCAGAGGACAGCCCCUGA